Messenger RNA from Choloepus didactylus (southern two-toed sloth), 615 nucleotides. RefSeq names its product 60S ribosomal protein L31-like. Gene Ontology annotation, biological process: cytoplasmic translation. Gene Ontology annotation, cellular component: ribosome; cytosolic large ribosomal subunit. The coding region runs from base 1 to 615 and encodes 204 amino acids. Lineage: Eukaryota; Metazoa; Chordata; Mammalia; Pilosa; Megalonychidae. The transcript is spliced from 2 exons. Gene Ontology annotation, molecular function: structural constituent of ribosome. The record is from RefSeq and is a predicted model, not a curated record.
AUGGCUCUUGCAAAGAAGGGUGGUGAGAAGAAGAAGGGCCAUUCUGCCAUCAACGAGGUGGUGACCAGGGAGUACACCGUCAACAUUCACAAGCACAUCCAUGGAGUGGGCUUCAAGAAACGUGCCCCUCGGGCAUGCAAAGAGAUCCGGAAAUUUGCCAUAAAGGAGAUGGGAACACCAGAUGUGCACAUCGACACAAGGCUCAACAAGGCUGUCUGGGCCAAAGGGAUAAGGAAUGUCCCAUAUCGUGCCCGUGUUUGGUUGUCCAGAAAACGUAAUGAGGAUGAAGAUCCCCCAAACAAGCUCUAUACACUGGUUACUUAUGUACCUGUCACCACUUUCAAAAACCUACAGACAGGGAGGCGGGAACAGUUGAUCACUGAAACGGAAACUUGGAAAGUCUCCCAGUCGAUUGACAAUGGCUGGAAACGGGGCCUAAGAUGCAGAAGUAAAUUACAGAGAGCGGGCGGCGCGCACAGAGGCAGCCUGGGGAACGCGAGGCGGCAGGAGGAAACGGCUGCCAACAAAACGUCCACAAUGCCUGCAGCCGGCCCGAGGGGACUGAGGUUCCAGAGAUUCCAUUGGACCAGCAGUUUUUUAUGGUUCUCUGCGUGA